GAGAUAAAAUGAAUAUCUUAUUAUUAUUAUUAUUAGUUUAUAUAAAAGUAAACAUUGUCUUCUCACAACCAAAUGAUCCACAACUUCGAAAACUUCUACAAUAUCAUAAUGAUCUUAGACGUAAUUUAACAGAAUGUAAAUUUGAAGGACAACCUCCAGCGAAAUAUCUGCCAGAUCUUAAAUGGGAUAAUGAACUAGCUUCAAAAGCUAAAGAUUUAGCAAAUGAAUGUUAUUUUCAUCAUAAUGAUGUGAAUUUACCGCAUAAAUGGGAAUAUGUUGGUCAAAAUAUAGCAGGAUAUCAAACAGUUGAACAAGCAUUCGAUGCAUGGAAAGAUGAAUAUAAACAGUAUAGUUAUUAUUCAAUGAGUUGUUAUGGUGUUUGUGGACAUUAUACUCAAUUAGUAUGGCAAAAUACUACUCAUGUUGGUUGUGGUAUUACAAAUUGUACUGGGAAUUAUGGAUUUCCAUAUGGAUUAUCAGUUGUCUGUAAUUAUGGCCCAGGAGGAAACUAUGAAGGUCGUUAUCCUUACGAAGCAAAAUCACAAGAUGAGUGUUAUGCUGUAACUACUAGACGUCCUAAACCUACUAGACGUCCAGUUACUACUAAACGUCCGAAAACUACUAGACGUCCAAGUACUACUAAACGUCCCAGAACUACUAGACGUCCUGAAACUACUAGACGUCCUGGAACCAUACCAACUCGUAAACCAGACAUAUCAAAACAAAUACCAAAACCAAACUGGCCUACACUUAUCAGUUCAUGGAGUGGAUUUGCCAAUUCAAAUAUGCUACAAGGAAUAAUAACAAAAACAUGUAUUUGUAUUCAGUGAAAACUAAAAAUUACCCAAAACAUUUAAUAUGUCACUGUUCUGUGUAUAACCAUGUUGUAUGUUUUAAAUGAAAAUAUAAACAUUAUUUAAAUAGAGACAA
This is a messenger RNA of Schistosoma mattheei, 930 nucleotides long. The record is from the annotation of a GenBank genome assembly. NCBI's taxonomy places the organism in Eukaryota, Metazoa, Platyhelminthes, Trematoda, Strigeidida, Schistosomatidae.